Microdochium trichocladiopsis is the source of this 1029-nucleotide messenger RNA. RefSeq lists its product as uncharacterized. The transcript has 3 exons. NCBI's taxonomy places the organism in Eukaryota, Fungi, Ascomycota, Sordariomycetes, Xylariales, Microdochiaceae. Gene Ontology annotation, molecular function: oxidoreductase activity. The record is from RefSeq and is a predicted model, not a curated record. The coding region runs from base 1 to 1029 and encodes 342 amino acids.
AUGCUCUCACGCUCGCUACUCUUGGCCCUCACGGCCUCAGCUGCCACAGCCAACGUCAUUCCCCGCCAGGACGCGACCACGUGCACAAGCCCGGUCGUCCGCAAGGAGUGGCGCGAGCUAAGCACGGCAGAGAAGACCGACUACCUCAAGGCUGCCGUAUGUGUGCGCAACCUGCCCAAGCAGAAGUAUGCCGAGGUCGAUGCCGUCAAGACACGCAUGGACGACCUGACCUACACGCACUUGACUCUGAACCAGCAGAUCCACUUCGUCGCCAACUUCCUCCCCUGGCACCGGUGGUACGUCCAGCUGCACGAAGACAUGCUGCGCGACGAGUGCGGCUACACGGGCCGCCAGCCGUACUGGGACUGGUCCAUCGAGUCCGACACCAACACGAUGCCCGUCUCGCCCAUCUGGGACGCCGAGACGGGCUUCGGCGGCAACGGCGUGCUGACGGGCAACCAGACGCGCGGCUUUUCGCGCUGCGUCAUGGACGGGCCCUUUGCCAACACCACCUACACCCUGGGGCCGGGCUGGCCCAACAUUAACGACGUGGUUAACGAGGAGCACUGCUUCGCGCGCGAGUGGAACGGCGGCCUCGGCAGAGACCCGGCCACCGGCGAGCAGAUCAUCGACGAUAUGCAGGCCGCCGCCUACAGCACCACCGUCAUGCGCACAAUCCACAACUUCAACAACUACUAUCGUAUGUCCGAGAUGCUCGAGGGCCUCCCGCACGCCCAGGUCCACAGCAUUAUCCACGGCGACAUGGGCCCGGCGACGUCGCCCAAUGAGCCUCUGUUCAUGUUGCACCAUGCUAACGUUGAUAGGGCCUGGGCCAGAUGGCAGGGCCGCAACGAGACCCGCCUGGCCGACUACAGCGGCUUCAACGACCGCGUCACGCUGAGCAUCCGCGCGUCCAUCGACGACGAGAUGCCCGUGCUCGAGCUGGCCGACACCAAGCCCGUGGUCAGGGACUACAUGGACACGAUGGCGGGCCCGCUGUGCUACACGUACUCGAAGAUGACUCUGUAG